AUGGAUAAGUUGACAAAUAUCAUCUCCUUAGCCCAGUUCAUCUGCAACCAGUGUGAAGAGAUGAAAUACUGUAAGAGACAGUGCCAGCGUCUAAAGGACCGUGUCCAUGGCCUGGUCCAGCCUCUUAAGGAGCUUCAGGAAAAAAAAAACAGUGAAGUGUCCUCUGAGAAGCUAACCACCACCUUGAACCGUUUUGAGGAUGCCCUCGAGAAGGCUAAGAAGAAGAUAGAAGAGUACGGCAAUAAAUCUAACAUCUUGAAGUUUCUAACAGCAGGCCAUGACAAAAUACUCUUCAGGGAUGUGAACGAGCAGCUGGAUGAUGUCCGGGGGGAGCUCUUGCUGCUACUUAUGGUUUGUCAACCAAAGCCUGGAGACUCCUGGCAAAAGGAAGAUCAGGAGGAUGCAGCAGAAGACAAGCGAACCUUCCAAAGGCUGAGACGGGGAAAUGAGAGUAUAGAUGCUACAUUCAGGCGGUUGGAUGUCCACGUAAAAGAAAUAGAGAAAAUCAAGGAAGACUUGAGGCAAUACAUAGCACAAAAACCUGUGCAGAAAAUCCCACAAUAUCAAAUCAAGGAGAUUAAGAAGGAGCACCUUUUAGGAUCUUCCUGGACCAUGCUGAGGAAAAAUGAAUUUAGCACACUUUAUAAAGCAGAAUAUCACAAAUCUCUAGUGGCCAUAAAAGAAUUCAAGACCUCCAAGGACAGCAGCAGUGAAAUAGUGAAGGAAACUUUCAAAAAUGAGAUCAGGACCAUGAAGAAAUUUGAUUCUCCCAACAUUCUACGGAUAUUUGGGAUUUGCAUUGAUGAAACAGAGACUCCACCUCAAUACUUCAUGGUCAUGGAGUACUGUGAAUUUGGGACCUUGAGGGAACUGUUGGAUAAGAAAAAGUCUCUUGAAUUCGCUGAACGCAUCGCCCUCGUUCUGGGGGCAGCCCAAGGCUUGUACAGGCUACACCAUUCAGAAACGCCUGAACUCCACAGAAAUAUCAACAGCACGAGCUUCCUGGUCGCUGAAGGCUACAAAGUGAAGCUUGCAGGAUUUGAGUUGAGCAAAACACAGACAUCCAUCAAUCGGGAGAUUAAACAAAAAAAGGCAAAGAAUGUCAACUCUUCAGCAUAUAUCUCCCCUCAGGGACUGGAAAAUGUGUUUCAUAAAUAUGACAUAAAAGCUGAAAUAUACAGCUUUGGAAUUGUCCUCUGGGAAAUUGCCACUGGGAAGAUCCCGUUUAAAGGCUAUAAUUCUAAGAAUAUUCACCAGCUGGUGGCUGUGGACCGGCAGCAAGAGCCACUGGGUGAUGACUGCCCUCCAGAGCUGCAGGAGAUCAUUGAUGACUGCCGGGCCUAUGAGCCCUCUGCGCGGCCCUCCGUGGAUGAAAUCUUAAAGAAACUGUCUGUCUUUACUGGCAACCAGAAUGAAAACCAAGAGUGCCUGAACUAG
This is a messenger RNA of Carlito syrichta (Philippine tarsier), 1437 nucleotides long. RefSeq names its product mixed lineage kinase domain like pseudokinase (gene MLKL). The record is from RefSeq and is a predicted model, not a curated record. Lineage: Eukaryota; Metazoa; Chordata; Mammalia; Primates; Tarsiidae. The coding region runs from base 1 to 1437 and encodes 478 amino acids. Gene Ontology annotation, biological process: protein phosphorylation; cell surface receptor signaling pathway. Gene Ontology annotation, molecular function: protein kinase activity; ATP binding. The transcript is spliced from 10 exons.